ACUUAUAUGGCGUAAUCAUUCCGCGUUGAAUCUUCAUUGAAGACGUACCUACAAUUGAACCAAUCACUUUACUCUUAUUUUAAUCUUUACACAUAGAGUCUUUGGCGAUAACAAAGAUAAAAACGAGUCCAGAGUCUCUCAUUCAAUUCACCGUAACCAGGAAGACGUCGGAAAAAGUGUCUUUUAAGGGAAAAACCGAAUUUGAAAAUGGAAUCACAUGAGAAGACGGCAGAGACCACGGGCGAAACCCGCGGCCUUGAACCUGUUACCCUGGAAAUGCAAUCGCCUAAUGGUAAUGGCUCUAUACCCCCAAGGGUACGGCAGCUGAAGGACCUGGAUGACCUGUUCCCCUACAUCGGCGGCUUCGGCUGGUACCAGCGCAUCCUCUUCCUCCUGAUGAUACCGUACGCGUUCUUCUUCGCGUUCGUCUACUUCGCGCAGAUAUUCAUGACUGUGGUGCCGGCGGAGCAUUGGUGUUACGUUCCUGAACUUGGGAAUUUGACUGUCGAGGAAAGGCGUCAUCUUUCAAUCCCCCAAAAUGAGCUCACCAAGUACGAAAGAUGUCUCGUCUACGAUGUUGAUUGGAACAGUGUUCUGGAAAGUGGUACUUUGAUGCCAGAGUCGGAAUGGCCUACUAAGAAAUGUGAAGGAAAAUGGGAGUUCAACUUUACUGAUGUACCUUAUGAAACUAUAGCUACAGAGUUGGGGUGGGUGUGUGACAAAGACAACUAUCCAGCAACAGCGCAAGCAAUUUUCUUCUGUGGCUCAAUUAUCGGAGGGUUGAUUUUUGGAUGGAUAGCAGACAAAUUUGGACGAGUGCCUGCUAUUGUUGGUACAAACAUGGCUGGUUUUCUGGCGGGAGUUGGCACGGCAUUCACUAACAGUUUCUGGUCCUUCUGCCUCUGCAGGUUUCUGGUGGGACUCGCGUACGAUAACUGCUUUGUUAUUAUGUACAUAGUGGUGGUGGAAUACGUGGGUCCAAAAUGGCGCACCUUCGUCGCGAACAUGUCAAUAGCAGUAUAUUUCACGUUCGCGGCAUGUCUCCUGCCCUGGAUAGCUCUAGGCGUGUCUAACUGGAAGAUAUACACUCUCGCCACCAGUGUGCCGCUGGUGCUGGCUGUAUUGACGCCAUACUUCGUGCCUGAAAGUGCUAGAUGGCUGAUUGCUCAAGGACGUCUUGAUGAAGCUUUUAAAAUUUUAAAGAAAUUCGAAAGAAUAAACGGCAAGAAAAUACCUGAAGAAAUCUCAAAGGAGUUCAAGGAAACUGCCAUAGAAAUAGCCAAAGCAGAGGCAGAGAUCAAGAACUAUUCCGUUGUGGACCUCUUCAAGACCCCUCGUCUCCGUCGGCACAGCAUCCUGCUCGUCAUCAUCUGGAUGUCCAUAGCCAUGGUCUUCGACGGCCACGUGAGGAACGUGGGGUCUCUGGGCCUGGAUAUCUUCAUGACCUUCACAGUUGCUACGGCUACUGAGUUCCCCGCUGACAUUCUCUUGAUUAUGGUUCUGGAUGUCAUGGGUCGCCGUUGGCUCGCUUUCGGCUCUAUGGUGAUGAGUGGAUUGUUCAGUUUCUUAGCUACUACUGUUCCUCUUGGUAUCCCAUCCGCCUCCCUCGCGAUCGUGGGUCGCUUCGCCGUCAACAUCUCCUACAACAUCGGCAUGCAAUACGCAGCUGAACUCCUCCCAACAGUGGUCCGAGCUCAAGGGCUGGCUCUCAUCCACAUCAGCGGCUAUGUGGCCACCAUUCUCGUGCCAUACAUUGUUUACUUGGCAACAAUAUCUCCGGAAAUCCCACUUCUGAUACUCGGCGCUAUCGGUAUAUUCGGCGGCUGUCUAUGCCUCUUCCUCCCCGAGUCUAUGGGCAAGAACAUGCCACAGACAAUACAGGACGGAGAAGAGUAUGGCUCUGAACAGAAGUUCUGGGAUAUGCCAUGUUGUAAGAGGAAAAUCUGUGACUCACCUGAAGAAAUCAAGAUAUAAAUUGUUAAGAAAGCCGUGUAAAGCUUAGAUAAUUAAUAACAAUAUUCACAAAUACUAAAAAUACUUAAAUAUAAAAAUUAUAAAACGAAAAUGUCAUCCAAAAUCACUGUAACGAGGCAGGGUGUCCAGAACGCUGGCUGCGUUAAACCUCGUCGAAUGGCCAGGCUAAUAUGCUGAUCGAGGUACAACUGACUAAGUUUAGAUUAUAACUUCGACAUGUCUUUUUGAGUUUAAACUUCUUCAGUCUAUACAGAUUUUGUAUACUAUAUAAUAUAUAUAUUAUAUACUAGACUAGUGAUACUCGUAACUUCGUAGAUUUAGGUUUUAAAAUAUCUUCUAGGAUAAAAGUAGCCUCACUUACCCCCGUAGUAACCUCCCGUCUCUGGGAUGCAAGCAUAAAGUUUAAUAAAAUCAUACUAUACGUUCUCUAUCAAUCUAUUCUCAACUAACAGAUAGGCCGUGAAAAGGUAACAGACGGACAGACUGACGCACUUUUGUAUUUAUAAUAUUAGUAUGGAAUUUAGGUCGAAUUGCCAUUGGUGACUACUUAGUAUUUACUUAUAAGAGUGUUUUUAUCUCCAGUAAAAUUCGAUAUUAAUCAUAUUCUUUGAACUAAGUAUAUAUAAGUAAUUAAAAUUAUUUUUAUAUCUA
This is a messenger RNA of Maniola jurtina (meadow brown), 2625 nucleotides long. RefSeq names its product carcinine transporter-like. Gene Ontology annotation, molecular function: transmembrane transporter activity. Gene Ontology annotation, cellular component: membrane. Lineage: Eukaryota; Metazoa; Arthropoda; Insecta; Lepidoptera; Nymphalidae. The transcript has 13 exons. The record is from RefSeq and is a predicted model, not a curated record. The coding region runs from base 208 to 1974 and encodes 588 amino acids. Gene Ontology annotation, biological process: transmembrane transport.